Molecule: messenger RNA, 636 nt
Organism: Fusarium sp. VM40
Lineage: Eukaryota; Fungi; Ascomycota; Sordariomycetes; Hypocreales; Nectriaceae
Source: the annotation of a GenBank genome assembly
AUGCCUUCGCCAAUUGUUACUGCUACCGUUCAGGCUGCGGCCUUAUCGACGGUCUCUAACCUCUUUGCCCAGAUGAUUGAGGCUCGCCAACAAAAUCGCCCAGCAUCCCUAGACGUCGUGCAACUACUACGCUUCGUCACCCUCACACUAAUGACCGCCCCUCCCAACUAUCACUGGCAAGCAUUCUUGGAGCGCCAAUUCCCUGCCUACCCUGCUGGCCAGGGACCUCAGCUCGGGCGCCUGGCCGAUCUUGAGAUGCAGUCGGGUGACGACGCGCCGGAGCUCAAGGAGGGUUACGAAGAGCGCAUGGCGCAAAUCACCAAGGACAGAGAAUCCAAGUUUAGCACGCGCAACACGCUGACCAAGUGGUUCGUUGAUUGCAUCACUGCUGGUGCGAUCAUGAACACAGUUACGUUUUUGGUGAUUAUGGGCUUGCUCAAAGGACAGGGUGGUUCUCAGAUCUGGACCAAUAUCAAGACGGAAACGAUUCCCAUUAUUGUUGCCGGUUACAAGAUUUGGCCGAUUGCGUCUAUCAUCAGUUUCAGUUUCAUUCCUGUUCAUCGACGGAUCGUCUUUUUGAGCUUCAUCGGUCUAAUUUGGGGAAUCUAUAUGAGUCUGGUAGCUUCAAGGGUUUAG